This is a messenger RNA of Ctenopharyngodon idella (grass carp), 6211 nucleotides long. RefSeq names its product somatostatin receptor type 5 (gene sstr5). Bases 240 to 1484 code for a protein of 414 amino acids. Gene Ontology annotation, biological process: regulation of insulin secretion; cellular response to glucocorticoid stimulus; neuropeptide signaling pathway. Gene Ontology annotation, cellular component: membrane; neuron projection. NCBI's taxonomy places the organism in Eukaryota, Metazoa, Chordata, Actinopteri, Cypriniformes, Xenocyprididae. The transcript is spliced from 3 exons. Gene Ontology annotation, molecular function: somatostatin receptor activity; neuropeptide binding. The record is from RefSeq and is a predicted model, not a curated record.
UUCGAUCUCAGAGUGAAGCGGGCACCAGAUGCCAUCACCUGUCGCGAGGCUCAACACUGGUGUAGAGCGAGAGCGCGCACGCAAGAGCUUGUCCUGUGGCUAAUUCAACAGAUACUGCCGCUGACAGAUUCAACAUACACAAUGUUUUUCAGUGUUUUUUAUUUUUACCUACUCUUCUCGUCUCCUUCGUGGGGUGUUUCACGCCUCCCUGUAUUUUACUGAUACAACUCAGAUCCAGAAUGGGGUCAUUUAACCAAUCCGGGUGGGCGGGGUUCAUCCCAGGGGAUUAUAACUCUUCCUCCACUGGACUGGGAUAUUCAGGAACUCCAGCUGGGAAUUACACCGCCAAUGUGUCCGAUCAAAGCAUGCCGUUCCAAGGGAGCAGCACGAUGGUUACUGCGGUCAUAUCAUUCACUGUGUUUAUCGUUGGACUUACGGGGAACACUCUGGCUAUCUACGUGGUUUUACGCUACGCUAAGAUGAAAACAGUUACAAACAUCUACAUUUUAAACCUCGCCGUGGCCGAUGAACUGUAUAUUUUGGGCCUACCUUUCCUGACGACGCAAAACGUACUCUCCUACUGGCCAUUCGGCUCAUUCCUAUGCCGCGUUGUGAUGACGGCAGACUCGCUAAAUCAAUUCACGAGCAUCUUCUGUUUGACAGUGAUGAGCAUCGAUCGCUAUUUAGCAGUAGUGCAUCCUAUCCGUUCCACUAGGUGGCGCAGGCCACGAGUAGCUAAAGCAGUUAGCGCAGCGGUGUGGGCAUUUUCGUUCGUCGUUGUUCUCCCCGUGGUGAUAUUCUCUGACGUUCAGGACAUGUUUAACUCAUGCAACAUGAGUUGGCCGGAGCCACGAGACGUUUGGUCGACGGUGUUCAUACUCUACACGGCAACGCUCGGAUUCUUCGGCCCCCUGCUGGUCAUCUGCAUGUGUUACCUUCUCAUCGUGGUCAAAGUGAAGUCGUCCGGUGCGCGGGCGGGAUUUACAAAGCGCCGGCGCUCCGAGCGGAAGGUGACCCGCAUGGUGGUGGUGAUCGUGGUGGUGUUCGUCCUCUGCUGGCUGCCGUUCUACAUCAUAAACAUCGUAAACCUGGUCUUCAUACUCCCAGAGAACAGCGUGAUGGUAGGGGUGUACUUUUUCGCAGUCAUCCUGUCGUACGCCAACAGCUGUGCCAAUCCGCUGCUCUACGGGUUCCUGUCCGACAACUUCAAGCAGAGCUUCCGGAAGGUCCUGUGCGUGCGCAAGGCAAAUGGCGUGGAGGAUGGCGAUCCCAGUGUGCCGCGGACAGAGAAAACGACGACCCACGACUCCUUCCUGACACCUCGGAACAAUGACUUCAAUGGACACGUACAGGGCAGCCAGGUGUGGCCUCAGCCUCAAGCCACGCCCCCGAACGCCCCAGUGACUCCGCAUUCCCGCGCAGCAGAGCUCAGUCUCCACCCGGUGCCCGCCGUCUCCACGCCCAGCUCCAGCCGUGACCUGUGACCCCGGCGGGUUGUGAGAGCCCAUCCAAACAAUGCCAGGAUACUUUGUUUUGGGUGGAGGGUGCAGUGUGUGCUGGAAACACCAGGGUCCUCACGGCCAUGGAAAACCUGGAAAUAUCAGGAAAUUUUAAAGGCCUAGAAAAUCAUUGAAAUUUCUAUUUUGAAUUUAUCAGUAUUUCAACAGCUAGAAAUGACUAUUUGUGAGUGCAAAUAGUCUGAGACCACUAAUGAAAAUCAAUUUCACAUUUUUAGAGUUGAAUACAAAUUCUUUAAACAAAAAAUAUAAUAUUAGCAUAGCAACACAUGAUUUAAGAUGUUCCAGAGGAAGCAAUUUAGAGGAAACGUCACAUGAUUAAUGUCACAAAAUUUGCUUAUUUGAUUGGUGACCUAGAAAUAAACGGAGCAGAGUCUGAAAUAUAUCCUUAUUUUACGUAAUAGCAUUUCUUUGUUUAAUAUUUUUCGAAACCCAAACACGUUUCGUUUAUUUUCUGGUUUAAAUUACAUUUUGAAUCCCAGAUUUUCAACAUGGUCUCAGACUUUUGGGCCCCAUUUUUAAACAUAACUUUUAAAAAGGAUGAGAAAACAAGAGGGAUUUAGAAGCGAGACAAGACUUAAGAUACAAGUGAAGGGAUUUAUAGAUGAUGAAUGUUGGUAUAUUGCUUUUCAAACAAAACUUGUUAUCAAUUUCCAGCACCAAACACGCAAUCACCUUUUAAGCUUUCUUAUUUACGAUCAUAUUAAUGAUUAAUGUGAAGAGGAAAAUGAAAACGUACACACACAGAAAAAGUAUUAUAUGUACCUGCCAGAGCUGAUUGCGAAAAACUCAGCGUGUCCCAGCGUCCUUUACAACCACAGACUGAUAUACUGCAUUCGAUUCAAUUUGGAAAAGGGCAAUAGACCUCCAAGACCUCUGACUUAAUACUUGGAAACUCAUGCUGAUAUCUAAAACUUUAUGAUUUUGUGAAAUGUGUGAUGUCACACAAACAUGGUAGCCCUCAGUUAAUGAUCAAAAUGAAUCCAAGGCCCUGUUUACACCUGGUAUUAAGAAGCAUUUCGUUAAUCUGAUCACAAGAGGACGACGCCAAAUACAGGUGUAAACUAGGUCUAAAACGUUUUGAGCUUUUGACCAAGGUGAGCGAGUAGUAGAGAUUCAAACAGCCACAAAAGACCGCCUACUGACCUAACGAGUAAACUUUAUGGGAAGCACGCUAGCCAGACGGGAUGUAAACUUUGUCGGCUGAAGACCAAAGUUUGGUUUGAAGGCGAAAAACAUACCAAGCACAAUGUUCUCUCACCAUUCCUGAUUUCUAACAUGCACUUCUCUUGCGGCUAUCAGAGCAGAAACGAAAGCUGAUGCUUUCCGUAUGUUUUUCUGUGCCCUCCUAGUAACUGUACGUUCAUGUAAAUUGAGCAAAUUUAUUUUGUCCAUUAGAUCGAAAGAUCUGAAAAAAAACAUGUAUUUACCCGCCAAUAGACCCUUCCCUCGAAGAAAAGGUGUAAAUGGGUAUGUGUCUCCCUCGUCUACUUGUGAUCUGAUCGACCAAAAUGCGGCUUAAUACCAGGUGUAAACAGGACCCAAGUACAUGAUGUUAAAACCAGUUUAGCAAACGUCUUCAGUAGGCUUAUUAUCGUUAACUAAAACUAAAACCAUUAAAAAACUAUUUCCUUUAAAUAAAAUAAACACAACUGAAAUAAAAUUACUUUAAAGACCCCCUGUGGUGAAAAUCAAGUUUUUAAUGUUGUUUAUAUGUCUAUGUGGUGUUUUUAAUAUGCUUUAAGACAAACCAUGUGCAAAUUCAUAAGUCAACACCAUUGCUGAGUAUUUUCUCCUUAAAACUGCAGUGAAACAAGACAGUCUCAAACCUGCGGUGUUUCUGAUGUCACAAACUACCUUGUUACCAAUCACGUGUCAGUGGGCUUUAGCAUAUUGUUAACAGCGAACUAGCAAGAGAAGCCAGGUUAUCCCGGUAUAUUUUUCUGUUGAUCUGAAAAAUCAGGUAGAUUUAGCAAUAUGGUGGGUAUAUGAUGAAUAUUACGAGGUUGUGAUGAACUAUAUGCCUUUCUCCACUGACGUUCUGAGUUGUUAAAGCGUUUGGAUGCUGAUUGUUAGAAGGCAGCGGUCUGACUCUGACAUGGUGAAAGGGAACAUAGUUUGUGUAACAUUAGCAACACAUUAUUAGCUGUUUGAUAACAGUCAAGCAAAAGGCUAAUCAUAUUAAUUACCGUUAUGUUGUUAUGAACGAUACCAUUGUGAGCGUUUACCUCAGUAAGUUGACCGAGUGGAUCUCUGAGCUAUCGUGAGCGAGUGGAGGUGGGGCUAAUUUGCAUAUUCAUUGAUCCACGUAUAUUAAACGAGGCGAGGGUGUAGAGUUACAUUCAAGCUAUUUUAAGGCAUGAAGAAUUUUUUCACAGGAAAAAACAUUUAAAUAUGUUUGGUGAUCAAAGGGAUAAAAUGACUGACUACAGGGGGACUUUAAACUUAUUUUGCUCCAGCUAUUUGCCAAGGCAACAUUUCUCAUUUUCGUUAAGUUUGAAGUUGAAGUACUAAAAUAACUAUGUAGACAUAUGUAUAAAAAAACACUAAUGAAUUUGACAAAACAAAAUUACUAAAAGUUUAAAAUUAACAUGCAAACAAAAAAAUCAAAUCAAAUUAAAAAAAUAUUAAGAAAAACAAUAAUACUAUAUUAAUGAUACUAAAAUAACACUGGUUUUCAGAUAGAGAUGUGUGUAAAACACAGUAAAUGAUCCUCUCUGUCGAUAAUCGUAUACCUGCCAAACAAACGCCAGCUUUGGUCAUACAGGUCGAGUUCUUUGUUGACAAUUUAACAUCUGCAAGGCAAACAGUGGCGUUGCCAUGUUGUAUUUUAUACAUCUUCUUCCGGGGGUCAGCAAAUCUACACUAUUACGGUUGGACAUAUCAAGAGAAUAGAUGCAACUCAGCUGUUGACCCAUGACAUACUGGGAGCGCCUCAUCUCUGGGCAGAAACUUCCCUUUCCUCAUCUGGGGAUAUGCAUUGACAGGUAAAAUGAGAUGUGAAAGAUUGCUUCUGGACGUUUUGAUCGUUCACAUGUCCGAGGGGUUUGGGAAUCUGGGGAAACUGGGAUUUUUAAGUACUUUAGGGUGUGGUGUUCAACGGUUGUCGAGUAUAAAAGGGUCAAGAUAGCGUUUCCUGAUCCGUAUUGACGUGUUUAAAUGUCCUGUACUCUCUGCCAAAUGUAGCAAAGUGCCUUUUCUUGUCCCAGAUCAAACUAUCAAGACACACACUGGAAAAUGCGAGACGUUAGUGGAGGCCUUAGAGACACAACCUGGUGAUUUCUGUUGUUUGCUUUCUUUUGUUGUUCAGCUUCUUACCCUCAUUGUUUAUUGGUGGGGAUUAUUUCUGUUCAUUUGCUUCAUUGUUAAAUACUUCUAAUCAUUAAUUUGACUUAUUUUCACUAUGUAAUGAUAUUGUAAAUUUACUGCCAGUGUAAUGGAAACCACGCCAACAAAUAUUAUCAUUGCCUUUCUUAAGUCUUUUCUAUUGAUGUUUGAUGUACAAAUGGUCUUAUUUGCAUUAAAAAAAGGUCUGGGAUAGAAUAAUCCAUCUAGUGUUUGCUGGCACCCUUCCUUACCAUUGGUGGAAGCUUCUAGAAACGGCUUCAAUGCCUUAGUUAAAGAGCUCUUCCUUGUGUGACGGCGGCCGUGUUUGUUAUUUGUUCAGUUUGUCGGCAUGUGUAUUUAGCUGUUCAUAAAAGCUAUAAAGAAUGUGCAUUGCUUUGUUAAUGCUAAAUGUGCCUCUGAUAUAAACUUUGAUGACGCUAAGAAUUCAGCAGGCAUAUUUUAAGCCUUCAUGUCAGCCAGCAAGCUUUACAAUCAAUACCCGCUUCUUUUAUUAAACCCAAAGACUUGUUUGAUUCUAGAGUUGUUGGAACUGUUUAAGGCACAAGUCAGCGCCGUCAAACUGUGAAUGACGCAUUAACAAAUCACUCUGUGCUGAAGAGAUCCUGAGCAAAUGCCGUGUUUUGCAAUGUUGUUGUUACUAUUAUUAUUACUUUUUAAGGAUUACUCACUUUUUAUUAUUCAUCAUGUUUCUGGAUCCUUAUUAGAGACCUGUGACAUUUGUGUGAGAAAAUUUAGAAAUUGUUGUAUCUUAAAAUGCUUCAUUUUCUGGGUAAAUGCAGAAUAACUAUUUCAAUUUGAUUUUAAUUUUUAUUAUUAUCCUAUAUAUAUAACCCCUCUAAAUUGUAAUGGUGAUGAAUAUGAACAUGCAUAUUAUUUUAUAAGUCAAAUCUAUUAAAUAAUUGUAUACAGAUAACUCUUAUCAGUAGUAAGUCAUGGAGACAAACGCAGCACACAAAUGGCACAGUUUCUUGAAAAAGAACCUUGUAAUCAUAUAUUGCACUCUUAAAUGUUAAAACUCAAUAUCAGAAAUCUAUAUUGAUUGCAUAUUGCUGAGAUUAUGAGUGACAGCUGAUGCCAUUACUAUCAUUAUACACGUGAAAUCAGUCACCAGACCUCACUAAGUGAGAAACAUAAUUAUUUAAGUUGUACAUAUACUAUGUUUUUGUGUGAAUAAAAUGUAUUAGUAUGCAUUAGCCAUCUACUCUGGGCUUAUCUUUCAUUCUCUUUGUGUCAGCCUUUUUAAAACCUGAAACUGAGUUAUAUAUUCUGCUGUUUCACAUGUAUUGAGUUUAUCAAAAUGCACUUUUGCCUACCAAUAAAUAGACCAUUUUUCAUCUUGCAAAAAA